GACUUGUAAGUUAUAGUGUUUGUACGAUUGCAUUACGUGUUAUGUACCUGCUUAUUGUGCUUACUUACUAAAUGUUAUGUUUGAAUAACCGAAUUUCUAAUGGUUUAAAUAUUAAAGAUUGAUCUGUAGUAUGCAGGCAAUGAAAUGCCCCUGUUGUUAAGUUAGUUGUCGACUGUGAAAUUUUAUUGCCAUCAAAAUGUUUGAAUCCACUUCGUUGAUAGUUUACACACUUUUCUGCAUUGUCGCUUCGGUUUGUUUCGUGUCCAGGACCAUCGAAUUUGUGGCCAAUGGUCUAACCGUUGAGAAUUUGCUCAGAACUGUCAUCAUUAAGGAGUACGAUAAUUUCGUAUUGCAUCACAUCCAGCGUACAUCGUUUAGUAUUAUCGUGUACUCAAGCCUACCAUUAGGUUUGUUUAAAAUAUCUUUUUAUACUUCCUUUGAAUUAUAAACAAUGUAUUCUUUGUAUUCCAGUUUAUUUACUGGGAACGCUGUUUGUCAAUAAUAGUGAAAAAUCAUUCGUGUACGUGUACUUUGAUGUGCUGUGUUUACUGUUUCUGGUACCAAUUGGCAUUUCUGUUUCAGUAGUGUAUAAUUGGAAAUCUAAUGAUUGGGCUAAUCAUCCAUUAAGAAUUGUUUUAAAUCAUUACGAUCCUGCCGAUUGGACUAUCCCAGCUCAUAACAUUACUACUGAAUUUCGAUCGUAUGUGUUUUUUCUAAUUUUUACUAGGUACCCAUAAUAUGCUUGAUAGUUUACAAAUUAAUAUUUAUUUUUAUUAUCUGUUAAAGUAUUGAAAAAUUAACCCUAACUUGUGGUACAUUGAAAAAAACUGUUGUUACUCAAAACUGGAUUAUUUCGAUUGAUCAAUUUAAUGUUUCGGUCGCUAAGAAAUCAGAAAGUUUAUUUACAGUAUACAGUUCAGAUAUAUUUGAUAAUGUACCUGAUGGCACCCCUGGCGCUGUACAAUUUAUUAACAUUGAAGUAACAGCUCUUCGAUCUCGAAUCAAACCUUUUUCCGUAAGGUAAUAAUUUAAACCUAAACACUUUAUAUAAACUCUUAAAGAAAUGUAUAAAUAUUCUUUGAAUAGGAUUAGGUCAGAGGACUUCCAGACACUAGAGGAACAUAUUGGGCACCCUAUACAGAUUUCAGAUAAUGUUAAGUUACAGCGCUCAAGAACUGAACGUUUCCUUGAAGUAUUCCGUGAACAGGUUUCCCAAAAUCCAGUAUAUAGGGGUUAUACUGCAGCAGAAGUAUGUUUAAAUAAUUGUACUGUCAUUUUGUCUUAGUUUAUACACAUUUUCUAGUCCUUACUAAUAAUUUUAAAUUUAAUAGGUACAUAGGUAUCAUUACUAUAUAUAUCAGUUGUAUUAUUUUAUUUUAAUUUAAGUAAUUUAAAAAAUUUAACUUGGUUAAAUAUAACAAAUUUAACUUUAAAUUUACUUACUCACCAACUAGAUUGAAAUUUCAACAAAAAAGUUCUCUUGUUUUUCUAUUAGAGAAAUAUUUUUGGUAGAAAGCAUAUAAAUUUAACUAGAUAACAUUUUCUUUCAGGAAAGGUGCUACACUUGAUACAUCAAAGCAGCAAGUUUUCUGUUUGAAAAAUUGCUAACAAACCAAAAAAAAUACAUAUUUAAAACUAAUAGGUCUCUCGCUACACUCUGAAUCUUAAAACUGUUAUUAUUAUUGUUGCCACAGACAAUGAAGCACCCAUAUUCUACACAAAUUAUAUUACUGGACAACAAUAAUUACUUAGCUAUGGAUAAAUUGGGAUGCAGAUAAGAGUAAAAACAAAAAAAAAAAAAUUAGAUUAACCUAACCAUUAUUAAUCCCAGCAUUUGAUCAAAUUGACCCAUCGUGUAUGCUACUUUUAAAUUAAGCAAUUGGGAAUUAUUUGUGCAUUACUUAUAUAUUUGUAUCUGUUUAUGAAUUUGGACAAUGUCAAUUUCUGUAUAAUCUGAUUAUUGUAUCAGAUGUCUUUUGACAUCGACAAUUUCUAUAUGACCACUUAAGAGUUAAAUUCAAAUUUGUUUAUGGAUUUCUAUUUUUGAAAAGCUUCUUAACAAUUUUAUUUUCAAGUGCUAAAGAGUAACCAAAAACACCUGGGAAAUACUGGGUAAUUCAACUCGUAUUUAAUAUAGUUAAUCAAUUAAACUUUACAAUUUAACCGUUUUGUCAUUAGGGUUGAAGUGAAUUCAAGUAGAAGCAAUAUUAAGUUGACUUUAUAACUUUAUAACUGUGAAGAAAAAAACGUUUUCUAUGAAUGAAUUAUACUAUUUAUUUUCUUAAAAGAUAAUAAAUAAAUUAUAAUGUAUUAAACUUAAUAAAUUGUGUUUGGUUUUAGUUGGAAGACAAUACAUGUGCUGGUUGUUUGGUUAACAUUCCUAAUGUUAAACUUACUAAAUGUUGUGAUGAUGACCCUGUUAACGAAAUGUUACCAUGUUCUUCAUGUCAAUGCAGACCCAUGUGGUGUGUAGAUUGCAUGGCUAAAUGGUAAGUAUAUAUUUUAUACAUAAUCGAGUUGUACACAUUUAAAUUUGCAUGGAUUUUAGGUAUGAAUCGAGGCAACCUCAAAAUGACACAACUAUUUGGUUAUCAUCAAAAUGCACCUGUCCGCUUUGUCGUCAAGUGUUUUGCAUUCUUGACGUUUGUCCAUUGGAAAACUUUGACUUUAGAAAUACUGUUUAAGUAUUGAUUUUUCUUGACUAUAAUACUUCUAUCAUAAAUGUGUUUGUGUUACUCAUAAGUUAAUCAAUUAAAAAAAUUACUUUGUUUAAUGUGUUAAUAGUACAUAGCUAUACAAUUAUCUUUAUUAUUUUCUGAAGUUAUUUUUAACUAAAAUAUUUUAUUUUAAAGUGUUAGUAUAAUGUUUAUAAUAUAGAGUAUGCGAUUGAUUAAAACAAAAAAAGUAUACGUAAUGUUUUAGUUACAUAAUAAUGUGUCACAUUGUUACAUGGGUAUCAAAAACCCAUGUAAAAAAAAAGUUUUUCAGGAGAAACAUUCAAGUUGUUCGGUAAAAAAUAGUAUGCAAUACAAAAUUGUUAAGAUAUAUUGAUAUUGAAGUAUGUAUUUGGAAUGAAAUUGAACUGUUAUAUAAAAAUAUUUAAUCCAAAUAGAUGUUAACUUAAUAUUAUGGAGUAUUUGGUAAGAUUUUUAAAAAAAUAUGCAAGAUAUUAUUAAUUUACAAAUAAGAAGUUAGAUAAACAUUUAUUUUUCUGAUGCUGCAUAUUUUUUUUAGAUUUAUCAGUACUUGAAUCUUUAUUCUUCUCAACUGUUAUCAUUAUAAUAUAAAUUAUUUUAUAGCAUAUUAUUAUAUCUGAAUUUAUUCAGAUAUACCAAAAGAUAAUUUUGGUAUGUUUUGUACAUAAAUGGUUAUUCAAAAAUAAUAUUAUGCUCAUCAAGUAUUACGAUUUUGAAUUAAUAAUAUAAAAUAAAUAUAUGUAUUUACUAUUUGGUUAUAUAUUAUUGCAAAUAUUGUAUUAAAUAUCAUGUAAUUAGUGUAAUUCUUUGACUGAGAUUGGUGC
Molecule: messenger RNA, 3520 nt
Organism: Cinara cedri
Lineage: Eukaryota; Metazoa; Arthropoda; Insecta; Hemiptera; Aphididae
Source: the annotation of a GenBank genome assembly